AUGAGAGCUGCGAGUGCCGAUGCGCCGCCUUUGAACCCCUCCCAAACAUCCGCAAACUCGGGCGCAAGCAAGCGCACCACGUCCAAUGGCCAGCAGGUGGUUCUCGACUCGGACGAUGAUUCUCUACCAGACCUUGACUUUGGUCUACCCACCCCCAAAGUCAAGACCAUCGUCACGACCACCACCACACGGUCUAAGCGCAUGUCCGAAGACCAAGAGAACGGUCUACAAAAGCCGGCCAAGAAGGCCAAGGAUAACAAGAACAAGUUUGAUGUACUUGUAAAGACGGCCCACAAGAAUCUCGAGACAGAGCGGCAGAUCAAGGAGCACAGCGCGCUUCUGGACCAGUCCCUUGAAGAACACGCAGAUACUACCCUGGCACUCAACGAGGAACUACUUGGCCAAGCUGUGGACGAUGAUGACGACCCAGAGAAGGCGCAUCGCCUCCUUCAGGCCAUGCAGAGAACGAAUGCUACACAGAUGGAGAGCGUCUACCAUUUCUUCCAGGAUGACUCGGACUCAAUACAAGCGCAGCCCAAGUUCCCCCUCAGCAGCCUGCCUAAGCAUGGAUGGGCCUCGAUUUUUCAAGGGAGUCCUCCACUGCAACACGAUACCCAGGCUCUAAUCUCUUCACAGCUUAGCGAUGUCAUCUCCCAACUACUUGUCAAAGUAACGCAUCCUCUGCUUCAAAGGAACCUAGUCUGUUCGUUCCCAGCGACUUCACCAUUAACGGCAUACCUUCAACGCCACUUGGCUCUCGCGUUAUUAGUCUACCCAGUACCAGUCGAUGUAGAACUCUCAGACCCCAAGCUGCCUGACAUGAUUCACCAAUACCUGGACAAGUCUUCGAAUUUCCGAAUAGACAAGGACACCGACUACGAGCACCUCACCGCACGUUUGACAUUGCUUGACAUUGCCAUUGGGCCUGGCUUAUUGAACGUCCCGUAUCAGCCCCUAUCAAGUCCAACAACGUCAGAAACCGGCUCGUCUCCAGUCAGGGCUCCAGUGCCAGCGUCAUCAGAAGUCAAAGAUUUCAACAACGAGGUGGAUGCGCUUGCUCGGCAGUUCCAGCUACUCAGCAACUCCAUCGUCGAGGCUGGCGCUGCGGUGGAUCUUACCAUCAUGGACGCCAAAGAUUCUAUAGAGAGACUACGGGCACGACUAGAGCACGCUGUGCGGAUAGGCGGAAAGAAGGUCUACAACGUCUUUGGUGAUGAAGAUGAACACACAAAGCCAAAUCUCAGAAGGUUCUUUAAAAGCACGAGCAAAGACGCGCCGAAGAAGUCUAUCUUCGACGAACAGGACGAUGUAGCGGUAUCACUAGCCGAUGACUUGAAAGCCUGA
Alternaria ethzedia is the source of this 1344-nucleotide messenger RNA. RefSeq lists its product as uncharacterized. The transcript has 2 exons. The record is from RefSeq and is a predicted model, not a curated record. Bases 1 to 1344 code for a protein of 447 amino acids. NCBI's taxonomy places the organism in Eukaryota, Fungi, Ascomycota, Dothideomycetes, Pleosporales, Pleosporaceae.